GAGGUUUCUGGGCUUGCUUGCGGGGCGCACUUCCUUUUUGUCCGACAUCUUAGCGAGGCGGCAGUGGUCGCAGUUGCUCUCCGGCCUUCGCUAUGCCGCCCAAGGACGACAAGAAGAAGAAAGAUGCCGGAAAGUCGGCCAAGAAAGACAAAGAUCCAGUGAACAAAUCUGGGGGCAAGGCCAAAAAGAAGAAGUGGUCCAAAGGCAAAGUUCGGGACAAGCUCAAUAACCUAGUCUUGUUUGACAAAGCAACAUAUGACAAACUCUGUAAAGAAGCUCCCAACUAUAAGCUUAUAACUCCAGCUGUCGUCUCUGAGAGACUGAAGAUUCGUGGUUCCCUGGCCAGAGCAGCCCUUCAGGAACUCCUUAGUAAAGGACUUAUUAAACUGGUUUCAAAGCACAGAGCUCAAGUGAUUUACACCAGAAACACCAAGGGUGGAGAUGCCCCAGCUGCUGGUGAAGAUGCAUGAACAGGUCCCACCAGCUGUAUAUUUUAAAAAAUAAAACUUUAUUAAAUCAAAAAAAAAAAAAAAA
Cervus elaphus (red deer) is the source of this 534-nucleotide messenger RNA. RefSeq names its product 40S ribosomal protein S25-like. The record is from RefSeq and is a predicted model, not a curated record. The transcript has a single exon. Gene Ontology annotation, cellular component: cytosolic small ribosomal subunit. Bases 93 to 470 code for a protein of 125 amino acids. Gene Ontology annotation, molecular function: structural constituent of ribosome. Lineage: Eukaryota; Metazoa; Chordata; Mammalia; Artiodactyla; Cervidae.